AUGCCUUUGAGUUCACGUCCAGACGCACUCAUCAGCCGGCUGUCCUCGCUCUUCCGCUCUCAACCCCACACCACUGAAGAAAUCGAACUCACGCAAUGCCAAAGCAGCCCUCGUGUUGUCGAAGUGGCUGCAGUGCGGGACAGGCAGACUUUGGUUGUUGCUCGGGGGGCACAAUUUCAGAAGGCAAAACGAGCAUAUGAGCAACAAACUCAAGCCCAGGCGUCGCACACUCAACCUGCCGAUGCCUCAACAUCUGCGAUCCCUCCUGCUCUAGUGCACCAUGAAUUUUGUUUCCUUGCCGCAAGACUCGUGCAAUGCGUCGAACACAAUGAUGCUAAGGUCAAGAACCUGUUGAACGCCAUCUCCGUUACGGUCACCAUUAUACAUUUUUGGCUCCAUGCAUACCCCAUCCGCAAUGCAUCUGAUCAGAAGACUUACCCUGACGGCACCAACUACUUCACUAUUUCAACCCUGAUGCUGCGUUAUUCGCGCCUUGCCAGCACGAGUUGA
Messenger RNA from Suillus subalutaceus, 510 nucleotides. RefSeq lists its product as uncharacterized. The transcript is spliced from 6 exons. Lineage: Eukaryota; Fungi; Basidiomycota; Agaricomycetes; Boletales; Suillaceae. The record is from RefSeq and is a predicted model, not a curated record. The coding region runs from base 1 to 510 and encodes 169 amino acids.